CCCUGUUGUAAAAUCAUUUGCAUUAGACACAGACUCCAAUUUGACCUGAGUGGUCGGCGCACCACAAUAAACCCCCUGGAGUGGGAGGGCGGAUUAAUUUUAACAGCAGAGCAAGGAAAAGGAACGAAACAACAGUUUGGUAAAUAGAUCUAUUUUUUUGUUGCUGGCAGAUAAAAGCCUAAGGCUAAAGAGACGAUAGAUCCGAGUCUCUCCCUUCACGUGGAUUGCAAAGAAGGCAGCGGCACUCUAUUGAGAGGGCGGAGGGUUACCGAAGUUUCAGCUCGGCAGGAGGGGUGUGCAGAGGCCGCCUGGUCCGCAGUGAAAUUGACGAGGAGAAAAGUUUGGUGAAACUUUAAGUUUGGGGUCGCGUCCUGUCCCGGACGGUGCUCGUCUCCCUGCUUCUGUCUGAAGACGGAUUAGAGAAGAUCGGCUCCUUGAAAAUGUCUUCGAUCUUGCCUUUCACGCCCCCGAUUGUCAAGCGCCUGCUGGGCUGGAAGAAGGGAGAACAAAACGGGCAGGAGGAGAAAUGGUGCGAAAAAGCGGUGAAAAGUUUGGUGAAAAAACUCAAAAAGACCGGCCAGUUGGACGAGUUGGAAAAGGCAAUUACAACCCAGAGUAUUAACACCAAGUGCAUAACCAUCCCCAGGUCUCUUGAUGGUAGGCUUCAGGUGUCCCAUCGGAAAGGCCUGCCUCACGUCAUCUACUGUCGCCUGUGGCGUUGGCCGGAUCUUCACAGCCACCACGAGCUUCGAGCCAUGGAAAUGUGUGAAUUUGCCUUUCACAUGAAGAAGGACGAAGUCUGUGUGAACCCUUACCACUACCAAAGGGUAGAGACUCCAGUUUUACCUCCUGUUCUUGUGCCAAGACACACAGAGAUGCCUGCCGAACUACCGCCCCUGGAAGACUACACGCAUUCCAUCCCAGAGAACACAAACUUCCCAGCAGGCAUUGAACCACAGAGUAACUACAUACCAGAGACACCACCACCAGGUUACAUAAGUGAGGAUGGAGAAACCAGUGACCAUCAGAUGAACCACAGCAUGGACACAGGGUCUGCGGCUGACCUGUCUCCAAACCCCUUGUCACCAACACACAGUAACCUGGACCUGCAGCCUGUCACUUACUGUGAGCCAGCCUUCUGGUGUUCAAUAGCAUACUAUGAACUGAACCAGAGAGUGGGGGAGACUUUUCAUGCCUCGCAGCCUUCUCUGACCGUGGAUGGCUUCACUGAUCCAUCCAACUCUGAACGCUUCUGCUUGGGGCUGCUCUCGAAUGUGAACAGGAAUGCAGCAGUGGAGCUGACGAGAAGGCACAUUGGCAGGGGAGUCAGGCUAUACUACAUUGGGGGAGAGGUCUUUGCUGAAUGCUUGAGUGACAGCGCCAUCUUUGUUCAGAGUCCAAACUGCAACCAGCGCUAUGGGUGGCACCCUGCAACCGUUUGCAAGAUUCCACCAGGAUGCAACCUUAAGAUCUUCAAUAACCAGGAGUUUGCAGCGCUACUGGCUCAAUCAGUGAACCAAGGUUUUGAAGCAGUAUACCAGCUGACCCGGAUGUGCACGAUUCGAAUGAGUUUUGUCAAAGGUUGGGGAGCAGAGUAUAGACGCCAGACAGUGACCAGUACCCCCUGCUGGAUUGAGCUUCAUCUGAAUGGACCUCUACAGUGGCUGGACAAAGUCCUAACCCAAAUGGGAUCACCGACCAUUCGCUGUUCGAGCAUGUCAUAGAAGAUUGGCUUCAUCUCAGGGAAGACAGCUGCCAAAUUUUAUGGGCCUGGCUGUAGCAGAUAAUUUAUAGAAAAAAUAAAACAACAAAAGUUGCUGCAUGGUA
Pristis pectinata (smalltooth sawfish) is the source of this 1827-nucleotide messenger RNA. RefSeq names its product SMAD family member 3b (gene smad3b). The record is from RefSeq and is a predicted model, not a curated record. The transcript has 9 exons. Gene Ontology annotation, biological process: transforming growth factor beta receptor signaling pathway; regulation of transcription by RNA polymerase II; cell differentiation. NCBI's taxonomy places the organism in Eukaryota, Metazoa, Chordata, Chondrichthyes, Rhinopristiformes, Pristidae. Gene Ontology annotation, cellular component: heteromeric SMAD protein complex. Bases 441 to 1724 code for a protein of 427 amino acids. Gene Ontology annotation, molecular function: DNA-binding transcription factor activity, RNA polymerase II-specific; I-SMAD binding; RNA polymerase II cis-regulatory region sequence-specific DNA binding.